Molecule: messenger RNA, 1959 nt
Organism: Aspergillus terreus NIH2624
Lineage: Eukaryota; Fungi; Ascomycota; Eurotiomycetes; Eurotiales; Aspergillaceae
Exons: 4
Coding region: 1-1959 (652 amino acids)
Source: RefSeq, a predicted model, not a curated record
AUGGGACGAGCAGGCCUGGAAGAGACACAACCUCAUGCGCCCCUCGUGCGCAUAGCCGCCAAAGCCCUAGCGGACAAGGAGAUUCCUAUCGUCGAGUACGGCCAGCAGAUACAGUGGCGCCAUGGAGACCCUGUGGGCCUUCUACUUGUCGAAUGGGCAGUCCCUGAUGCACUGCUGUCCGUCGCAUCGCAGAUUUUAUCAGACUGUGGAUUCCCACGGGGCCCCUCAGACAUACGCUUCACCGACAGAUACAAAAAAUGGGAGCAAGCUGCCAUGAUUCACCCGCUAUUUGGGAGCCCAGUAUACAUCUACCCGUUGUCGUUUGUCGGACUUGCGCUCGAGGACACGGUCGAAGUCCCAGCUGCCUUUGAUCACACGUUGAGGAUUUUGACGCCCAAACCUCGCGUGUAUAUGCAGUCAUUGAUCUGUCAUCUCCUGAGUCACCCGGUUCGUGAUAAAUUCCGAGAUCGAGUGGAAGGUGAUCUACUGUCUUUUAUAUCCUUUCAUAUUCUGGGUGAAGAGCCGCUAGAUACCAAGCAUGGUGACUGGGAAGAUAAGGAGAGCGAGGAACAUUUCAAGAAGAGACUUGGAGAGGCUGUGAGGGAGAUGAAAACUUGGGGUUGGGAUGCUGAUGAGGAUGAAGUCAGCUUUUUCCUGUUUCCCUUCUCCCUUCUUCUCGCAGUCUUCUCUAUUUCCUUCAUCUCACCUCCUACCCCCUCCUACUGCCUGUGGGCGUACAAGUCUCCAGCUGUCUCGGCAGAUCUGAUGUUUCUCUUUCGCCUCUUCACCACACCCUCAAACACCACCCAGAUGCAGAGCACACAGACUCCUCCAGAGAAGCCAGGCGCCAUCCCCGUCACCGAAAAUGGCAAUCGAACCAUCACCGUAAACGAGUACGAGACGAUCUGGGGCGUCGGCAGCAAAAAAGAGCGUCUCCUAAAGCAAAGCGAAACAUUUGAUGUCGACUCCAAGAUCCUCAUCGAAAACAGCUCAUACUUCAGCUCGAUGUUCCGAGGCCGGUGGCGCGAGAACUCUACCCCGAUCGUCCUGGAAGACACCAGACCCCGGAGCAUGGAGAUCUGGCUGCGCGCCUUCCACGGGUCUCUGGACGGGCUGCCUCUCGAAUCCGUCACCAUAGAAGAAACCUGGCAUCUCGUCGCGACAGCGGACAAGUACUGCUUCUCUUUGGAGGAGCUCUCCACCUGGUUCAGGCAGUGGUUCGAUCUCCAGCAGAAAAAGGACGAGCGCGGCGAGUACGACGACCUCGACGACAACGAAUUCGAGAAGCGCCUGCUCUACCCCUGUUUCAAGUUCGACUGCGCUGCCGGGUUCCAGACCAUCACCAAACAACUAGUCUACGAUGUGGACGGCCACAUCGAGGAAAGAAACCCCACCCGUGUGCUCCAGAUGCAUCUCCCCUCCCGCGUCAUUCAGCAGCUCAACGUAGCCCGCGGACGCCUCCGCGCCAUCCUCCACCGCGACCUGUUCGAGCAAAUCAAGCUUAUCGUGGAUUAUGACUCAUGUGCCUGCAAGGCGUUGACGGUGUACCACUACGAGCACGAGCUGCGUCGGAUCGGGAUCUGGCCGCUGGAGGAGACAGCGUGGAAGCUGAGUAUCAAUACACUGCUGGAGCGGCUCGGCCGGUUCGAUGAAGAGAGGAUGCGGAAGCGGAUCGCUGAGGGUCUGGGAGAGAAGCGGCUGUGUCGGCUGUGUAAUCAGUCUUUGGGGCAGGUGGUGAAAAAGGCGGCUGAUGUUGUGAGGAAGUACUUCGAUGGGCUGUGCCUCGAUUGUAUGGACACUAGUAAGAGCAUGACCGGGUUGAAGGAGUACCAUGACGACUACUGGCGGCACAACGAAGUCCGCGACAGAUAUGACUCUCUUUGUCGCAUCCGUCAUGGGGAGCCGACUUGGUACUUUUCGUUCAUGGGACGGCGCGAGAGGAGCAGUCUGGCGGGUUAA